Drosophila subpulchrella is the source of this 1469-nucleotide messenger RNA. RefSeq names its product pancreas transcription factor 1 subunit alpha (gene Fer1). Gene Ontology annotation, molecular function: RNA polymerase II transcription regulatory region sequence-specific DNA binding; protein dimerization activity; DNA-binding transcription factor activity, RNA polymerase II-specific. Bases 483 to 1235 code for a protein of 250 amino acids. The transcript is spliced from 5 exons. The record is from RefSeq and is a predicted model, not a curated record. Gene Ontology annotation, biological process: developmental process; regulation of transcription by RNA polymerase II. NCBI's taxonomy places the organism in Eukaryota, Metazoa, Arthropoda, Insecta, Diptera, Drosophilidae.
CAGGCAUUCGCUUCCCGGCAGUCUUUGAGUUCGCAUCACAUCGCGCUUCGGUUUUAGAGCCCGCGGUACCGUUUCAUCUAUAAGGAUUAUUGGGGUGUUGAUUACUGGGAAGUGCAGUAAUUGAAUCGUGUGUGUGGAAAUAUUUGGUCCUUGGGUGAUGUGCAAUUUGAAAGUGUAGUGAACCAUUUCUAAGAAAUUGGUAAAAUACGAACUUGUUUGGAAUUAAAUCUAGUCAAAGGAUUAUUUGGAUACUUCUAGGUAAUUGGGAGAGAAGCAAAAGUCAAGGACCCACAACACGCGUUUCACUUGUCCGACUUGCAGUCCCCCUCCAGAAUUUCGAAUCUUGUGGCACGUGCUGGUCACGCGUCGUCAAUCAGCCGAUCGGAAGUGUUAGCUUUACCGUUAUGCACUUAGCUGGCAAUUAGGCAGACAAACAGAAGCGCAACAGAUUUUCGAGCUCCGAAUUCCCUGAUUGCCUGACAAUGUUUUCCAUGGACAACUUUGACUUGGAGGCCACGAUGGCGCGUCAUUUCUUCGAGGGAUCGCAGGCCACCAACGCCUCCACCUCCAGCUCCGAUUAUUUUUUCGGGGACGAGCACAGCUCGGAGAGCGACGACGAGGAUGAUGCCUACAGCAGCGGUUUUAACAGCGAUCAGGAGAACACCGAGAAGACCCGGAGGAGCCACAAGCCUCGGCGCUUGAAGUGCGCCUCCCAAAUGGCCCAGCAGAGGCAGGCGGCCAAUCUCCGCGAGCGUCGGCGGAUGCAGAGCAUCAACGAGGCGUUCGAGGGUCUGCGCACCCACAUUCCCACGCUGCCCUACGAGAAGCGACUGAGCAAGGUCGACACACUCAAGCUGGCGAUCAGCUACAUAACCUUCCUGAGCGAGAUGGUCAAGAAGGAUAAGAAUGGCAACGAACCCGGUCUGAGCUUGCAGCGCAAUUAUCAGAAGGAACCGCCCAAGAAAAUCAUCCUCAAGGAUCGCACUGGCGGAGUGGCGCACUCGUUGUCCUGGUACCGCAAGGGCGACCGAUAUCCCGGCAGUAAGCUCUACGCCCGCACCUGGACACCAGAGGAUCCCCGGGGACCCCACUCGCAGCCCCUGCCGCUGUACAACAACAGCAACUCGAAUCAGAAUCAAAACAGCAACCAGAGCAGCGACGAUUUCAGCGGAAGUGCUGAUAUGUCCGAUCCGGGAGCAACGGCCAGUAUUUUCAGCAGCGGCAGUGGAAUGUGAAUUGUGAACUUGAAGGUUCCCAGCAUGACCUGCAAACAGUUACAGAGAAUGAGAUUCAAUGGAAAUCCUACUAGUCAAGCCUUGCUAGUCAUGGCAUCUAACACAUAUUAACCAACUUAAUAAUUAUAUGAGGAAAACAUGUUCUGUGGUAUUUAAUUGCUCUAAGUUUGCUGAUAUCUAAAUGUUAUACAUAGUGGUUUAGUUUAAAUCGAAUAAACAUUUCACACAAAUCUA